Molecule: messenger RNA, 2004 nt
Organism: Paracoccidioides brasiliensis Pb18
Exons: 3
Coding region: 1-2004 (667 amino acids)
Biological process (GO): double-strand break repair via nonhomologous end joining
Cellular component (GO): DNA ligase IV complex; nucleus
Molecular function (GO): DNA end binding
Source: RefSeq, a predicted model, not a curated record
AUGUCAAAGUGGUCUAUACUCCCGCUUCCAAAUGGCAACAACACCCCUCAUCUCCUUUAUAAAUACGUCACAAGCAAGUCAGGUUGCGAAAUUUACUUGACAGAUCUGGCGUAUAUAUGGUCACAGAGCCUAAGCCGCAGAGAAAUCUUAAAUGACGCAUCCAAAUAUAAUACGAGCAUUGACCCGAGCGAAGAUGAGGAACAGUAUUUUGUUCUUCUGGAGAAAAUUGCUGAUGCUCUCCGAGGGUCUGGGGGCAGCUCGAUAUCAUUGACAAGAGGCCCUGGAAGCGAAGAUCUCAAGCUCAUCACAUCAACAAAUCUACCUCCUCCAUUGGAUCCUUUAGAGUGGACGUUUAGCCUUUUGCAGCUGCCCCCUGUUACUUUAACUAAACACAUCCUGCUUCCAAUUUUAAAGGGGGAGGCGAAUCAUGAAGCUCGUGUUUUGUCCCUGAUAGACCAUAUAAAGCAGAAAGACUGGACUCUUAGCAAGUUAUUUGACAAAAUAGAGUCUUCUGGUAUGGACUUGAGCACUGUGUUCCCUGGCAUGGGAAACGUACGGCUGUAUCGAAAAGAAUCCAUAUAUUCUCAAGCGUCGAAACACAUUAAAGGCGCUGCACCAUUUGACGAAGACUCAUGGAAGCUUGAGUUCCAAGCUAAGGAUGCUGAUUACAAUCUGGGAGUUCACAUUGCGAAGGAGCUUUCGGGCCCGUUGGUUGAGCUACCAGCCGAUGACUUCAUUCUCGAAAAUUGGUGGGAUAAAUUAGGCGAAGGAGCUGUUAACAGGCCAAAAAUAGCAACCAAGGGCAAAGCUCAGGAAAACCUCACAGCGAGGAAAUCACCCUCCCUGGAGGAGCUGAAGGAUGAAGAGGAAGAGGCUACCCAAAGUGAUGAUGCUGAUGAAUUUCAGACCAUGGAAACACCCCAAAGGCUGAAAAGCCCCAGCCGCAAACAGAAAAGAAGUUCUUCACCUGAAUCUCCUAAAUCCAAAUCAAAAACCAUACGAAUGGGAACCACUGGGUUUCACACCAAACAUGAAAAGGAGUCAUCUGCACUAAGUUCAGUGGAAACCGCUACGUCUGAGGAUGGAGAUCCGCGUCCACCCCAACAGCGCGGGCCAAAGGCCAAGGGGCUCGGAACUAUUGGCGGUAAACAACCGACAAAGCGAAAGCAAUCACCCGUGGAAUCAUCAGAAUUCACAGAAUCUGAAGACUCAGAGUCUGUGGCAAAAGAGGUAUCAAAACCGAAAGCCAAGGGCCCGGUUGGAAUGAUCGGUGGGAAGAAAACUCCCAAGAAACCGAGGCAAGAAGCACCAUCAGAAUCCACAGCAUCGGACGUUUCUGAUGUUACCAAACCAAAGCGAAAGCCAAAACAAGCCGAAAGCCCCAUAGAUUCUGAAGGCGUUCCUACCGCAUCGGAACAUGAGACUGAAGAAUCAACUUCACCACCAAGCAAACGAAAGCGGUUAGAUCAUAAGGAACCCACGGGAUCACCCCCUGCAUUAAAACAACAACUUAGGUCCGGUAAUGUUGGUGGAAUAGGUCAGAUCGGCGGCAAACAGAGAAAGAAACAACCCGAGAUGAUUGACGUAGGAAAAAAAAGUGACAAGAAUGAUGACACCGAAGAGGUAACAUCACCAGUGCCCCGUCAGACCUCAGCAAAACCCCAACGACCAGGUGGCAAGUUAGGUAUAAUUGGUGGUCGUAGCAGGCCGGCACCAAAAUCCCCGCCAGCCAGUGACGAUGUAAACCGAGCACCGGGUGGAGAACUGUCGGAAUCACCAGUACCAUCUACGAGUGGAAAGCCCACGAUCGCCACGGGGGCGACGAAGCAGCCACCAUUGAUUCCGGAGGAGAAAGAAAAAGAAGCUGAACAGGAAAAAAUCGAAGAGACUCCUGAGGAACGGGCAAAUCGCAAAAGGCAGGAGUUGAGGAAGCAGUUGGAGGCUAGGAACAAUGCUGGCGGCGCUGGUGGGCCAGCGAAGAAGAAGAAGAAGAGACGGUUUUAG